UCUCUCUCUGCCAGCAGUAAACAUGGCGGUGGGGCCGAUCCAUUAUGUGUGAGGAGGGGGGGGAGGCAUGUGUUCGGGCGCCGCGCGUGACGUCACCGCUGUGUUGAUUUGCUAACCUUAAAGAAGAGAGGAGCUAGUGAGCAUGAGAGCGGGCAGUGUGAACUGCUGGAGCCGGCUGCCGCUGCGGCUCUGACGGCGCACCUCCUCAUACAUGCCUGCGGAGAGAGCCGGGGGACAGCACACAGGUCCAUUGGUUUCCGAGUUUGGCCCACCAUAUCAAGCAACAGAUAGACUAAUGACUAGACCCCAGGAGAAUUAUGGAUUUGACUAAUAUGGGUAUGAUACAGUUGCAAAACCCCAAUCACCCCACGGGGAUUCUCCUGAAAGCCAACCAAAUGCGGUUGGCGGGGACGCUCUGUGAUGUGGUGAUCAUGGUGGAUACUCAAGAGUUUCAUGCCCAUAGGACAGUAUUGGCUUGUACUAGUAAGAUGUUUGAAAUACUUUUCCACCGUAGCAGCCAGCAUUACACAUUGGACUUUUUGUCGCCAAAGACUUUUCAACAGAUUUUGGAGUAUGCUUACACUGCCACUCUGCAGGCCAAGGUGGAAGAUUUGGAUGACCUCCUGUAUGCAGCUGAAAUUCUAGAAAUUGAGUAUUUAGAAGAGCAAUGUCUGAAGAUUCUAGAAACUAUUCAAGCUUCAGAAGAGAAUGAUGGUGACCUUUGUACAAGUGAGAGGGCCAUGGAUGACGAAGAAGACAGAAAAUCGAGAUUUAUUAAAAACAUGUUGAACGCAAAGCAUUCCAGUGAAGAAAGUGGUUAUGCCAGCAUGGGCAGUCAGAGCUUGGUGGAUCAAAGUCCAUCAGUGUCAACGUCCUACGGACUUUCUGGUAUGAGCCCAACCAAGACUGCUGUAGAUAGUUUAAUGACCAUUGGUCAGUCAUUGCUCCAAGGAGCACUGCAACAAAAUGCACUAGACUUGCACUCCACCGGCAGACUUCAAAGUCUUGCAGAGGUGAAAACAGAAGUCAUGCAGGUUGAUGAAGGCACCAACCAUGCUAGCCCAACUGCAGAAUCCAGUGCAUCUGGUGGAGACAAAUCCGAUGAAAAGGCCAAGGAGAGUCCAGGAACCCCAACCCGCAGUAGUGUCAUCACAAGUGCUCGAGAUCUGAGCUUUAACCGUGAUGAGAAUGCUCCUGAACAGUCUUUGGAAUUGAGUCAAGGUUUUACCCUUGGACAAGAUCAUGCAAUUUCCCACGCAGAGAAGCAUCUUAGCGUCUACUCCGUCCUACCAAACCAUAAGGGUGAAACGAUGCUUACUGUGCCAACAUCUAUGGCUUCUGCUCUUCACAUGCAACCAGCACUGGCUGUAUCAAUGGACUUUAGUGCUUACGGUGGACUUCUUCCCCAAGGCUUCAUUCAGCGAGAGCUGUUUAACAAGCUAGGUGAAAUUGCCGCUGGGAUGAAGAACGAUGGUAGAAAUAUGAGUGAGCGAUGCAGUGUGUGUGGAGCAAACCUUCCAGACAAUGACUCCAUUGAACAUCACAGGAAGCUGCACAGUGGUAUGAAGACGUACGGCUGUGAGCUCUGUGGAAAGAGGUUUCUGGACAGUUUGCGACUUCGAAUGCAUUUGCUGGCUCAUUCAGCUGGAGCCAAAGCCUUUGUAUGUGAGCAGUGUGGAGCACAAUUCUCUAAGGAAGAUGCAUAUGACGCCCACCGGAGGACGCACAAUGGCUCUGAUAUGGCUGUGUUCUGUCUCCUCUGUGGGAAACGUUUUCAGACUCAGACUGCUCUCCAGCAGCACAUGGAGGUCCACGCAGGAGUGAGAAGUUACAUCUGCAGUGAGUGCAACCGGACUUUUCCUAGCCAUACCACACUAAAACGCCACCUUCGCUCUCACACAGGUGAUCAUCCAUAUGAGUGUGAAUUUUGUGGAAGCUGUUUCCGGGAUGAAAGCACACUGAAGGGCCACAAGCGGAUCCACACGGGAGAGAAACCGUAUGAGUGUAACGGCUGUGGGAAAAAAUUCAGUCUAAAGCACCAACUGGAGACACAUUACAGAGUUCAUACAGGUGAAAAACCAUUUGAGUGCAAAUUAUGCCACCAGCGUUCACGAGAUUAUUCUGCCAUGAUCAAACAUCUCCGAACCCACAACGGAGCCUCUCCUUACCAGUGUACCAUCUGUCUGGAAUACUGUCCCAGCCUAUCUGCCAUGCAGAAGCACAUGAAGAGCCACAAACCCGAGGACAUCCCUGCUGACUGGAGAAUCGAAAAGACCUACUUGUACUUGUGCUAUGUUUAAUGGGAAAACUCAAAUUGUACGGGAGGUGUUUUUGAAAGUGAUAUUGGGAAGGUCGAGCAAUACAAACCUCUAGAAAAACAAAAGAGCAAAAAAAUCAAACACAUCCAUCCUUUUGGCUUUUUUUGUGGAAAGCAUAGUCCUUUUGAAAAGACUUGCCAACCGUUUGUUUCCUCUCCCCUAUGUUCUGUGGGUUUUGCCGCAUUGUAAACCCGCGUUCCCGAUCAUUCGUGAGAAUAAUCUAUAAGUUUACUUUCCAGAAUUGGGUAAAAGAUUAAGCCUGAAAUGGUUUUCACAUGUCGGAACAGUUCUUUAACCCAGUAUGGUUUCUGUACCGAACCAUAGCAAAUUUUUGGAUUUCCAGAAAUUUUCAAAACUGAAACAAUUGAAUUCAUAAUUAUAACAAAAAUAAUUUUGAGUUUUUUCAAUUAACAUUUCAUCAUCUCAACACAAGUUUUAGAUUUGGCCUUAUGAUCUAGAUUCUUUUGGGAUGAUUAUAGUGACCAAACCAGGUAAACUGGAUUGUAUAAAAUGAGUAUUUUACUCUAGUAUGGAGCAUAAAUUGUAAUACCACUUGGUAUUCACCUGUCUUUGUAGCACUGAAGGGGGAGCUAAAGCCUCCUAUUUAGGUUUGCCCUCAAUCCACUUAGUUCAGUUUGGACGUAGAGUUGGUUCUUAUUCUUCCUCAAAUCCAUCCACCAUUUUCUUAAGUGAUGGAAAUGUGGUGGUGGUAAUGGCUAGGAAGAGUUUUGAAGCUGAGCACUUUGGAAAGUACUUAUUCUUCAUAAAAACGUAGGCUAAUUCAUUGACUUGGAGGCAACUGACAAGGGAUGAAUAAUAAUAAUAAUAAUAAUAAUAAAAUUUAAAAAGUUGGGUGUUAUUGUGAUAUUCAUUAAAAAAACACAUAGAAUCUCUUUCUUCCAAGUCGAUGGCAUCCUGACCAAACCUUUCAACAUUAGAGCCACUAUUGUAAAUGGAUGUGUUUGGUUAAUUUGUACAUUUCCCAUUUCUCCAUAUCAAAAACAAAUUGAAUUCCCAACAUCCUCUUGUGACUCUGCCAUCAUGUUUUCAGAGGCCAAUUACAUAAUAGGGGGCUGCUUCUAUGUAUAUAUUCUGAUUGUUUCAUUUUGUUGUUCUGUUUAGCACAUUUGUACUUGAAUUUUUAUUUUUUAUUUUUGAUGACCUCAUGGUUAGUGAUGCCUAAUUUGAGGCAUUUUUGUUUCUUUUUGACGCAUUGUAUGAGAAAUGUGCCAAAUUGAGAGAGGGCAGGAUGGCAGUGUGUCAUUUUUCUUUGAACUGUUUUUGUUUUGUACCAAAUAUGGUAUUAAAUCUAGGGUUGACUUGGCCCUUUUGCAUUACACUUGGGCUUUUUUUUAUUUUUUUUUAUUCAUGAAAGCUACCUCUUAACCCGUCACCGAAAGAGAUACCUACAACACAUUUUAAAACAAAUGCUUUAUAGGGCCCUCUGACAGUGAAUGGGUUAAUUAUGUUAUGUUAAUUUUUUUUUUCUAUGCCGUUCCAUGUUAAUAUUAUUUUACGCUUAAUGAAAUUGUUAUAUUCAUCUCAUAUUUUCGUGGCUAUUUUGUUUUUGUUUUAAGAUUUAAGCUGCAUUUAUAUAAAAAUAAGAGGUGUAGGGGAUUAUUUUGUAGGUAGCCUUACUUGGAAAAUGGGGAAUAACAGAGGAAAAAUAUAAUGACCUUUACGACAAAGGGGCCAACUCUUUUUGACUCCUUGGUUGUAUAAAGGGGCUAGGAUACUGCUGUUGUCUUCUGCCAUUUUAUCUUUAAAAGUUGUUUUUGGAGGGUUAAAAUGGCUCCCCGUGUUAGAGAUGUUUUAUUGUAGCUCUCAGAAGUAGGGAGAGGGGGACUGAAGGAUCCGUGGUUUAAACUUGAAUUUGUGAAUAGAAGUUUAGAUGUUUUUUUUUUUUUUGUUUGUUUUUUUAUAAUCAUAAUGUGAAGGUGAUGAAAGUAUUAACUCUGUUGGCAGAUAUAAAUUUAUAUUUUUCACUGUAUGUAUCAGUGCUGAUUCGUGUUUAAAAGAUGUUAGCCGGCCAAAAUCUUCAAGGCAGAAAUGUAAAGUGUUUUAUGGUUUUCCUCACCAGACACGGGGAAAAGGGAUUAUAAAAAGUUGUUCCACAAAGACGAGCUUUUUUUUUUUUUUUUUUCCUAUCUCCUCCCUAAGCGGUAUGCUCGGAAUUUUCUCCUCCUCUUCCUCAGAACUUCACAAAAACAUGGAAUAUUGUUAGGGGAAGGGCAAAUAUACACAGAGUUGUGAUAUUUUUGUAAUAUUUGUUAGUCUUUUUGUCAGUUUUGGGUCUACAUAUUCUGUAUAUCUAUAUAUAUUUUUUUGUAAUGUGAAUCAGACUCUGUGCGUAUGUUUGUAUACACGCAUGGUCAAGCCGUACCCUGCGUGUUAAAUUGUGUUAAGUCAUACAGUAUUGUGCAUAUUCAGAGACUCUGCUUCUAGCUGGCAUUGAAAUGUAACCAUACAGUUUUCCAUACUGAACCCUGACAAAUACUUAUCUUAGCUGACAUUUGAAAACUUUUUUUUUUUUUUUUUUUUUUUUUUUUUCCUCCUUGUGACCAUGUUCCCACAAUCUGGAUGUGGCACAUUCCUGUUUUGCCCUUUUUCUAAAAUCUGGAACCAGAUGUAAUAAGGUGUAAUGGAAUAUAUUUCUCUUCCCAAAGUUUUAAAGAAGACCAUGAUGCAAUUUUUGGCAAACCCCCCCCCCCCCCCGAAAAGUGUUGAUGUGUCUAUAUACAAGAUGUUUCUUUCCUUACCUUUCCUCUUUGCUUGAGAUAUCUUGAGAUUUGAGGCUUGAGAUGAACAAUUUUGAGCGAAAAUUUUUUUUUUGCCUGAUAGUCCUCUCUUCAUGAGCCGGUAGUCGGGACAGUUAUUGGGAAGUGGCGUUCGAUCACCCAGUGAACAAGGAAAGGCCUGUUCUUCAGAUGAAAGAAUCAUUGAUGCGGACACCAAAAUCAUAAUUUCUGGGCAGCAGGUCGCUGUGUAAGCAGCAGUAUGCUGCCCAGAAACACUGAAUCUGUAUAGAGACGAAUGAUCGCAGCAGCCAUCACUCAUCUCCAUACAGUACAGGUGAUUGGUACAUGUAAAUGCAGCUCUCACCUCUGCUCAUGAUCAGACAGUUAUUGGGGACUAGCAGUUUGUUCCCAAUAAUUUCCUGGACAGUUGGCCUGUGUAAAGGGGCCUCUACUGAAAUGUGUUUUUUUGUUUUUGUUUUUCAAAGCUGGUCAAUGCAGACCAUUAGGGCUCCUGCACAUACGGUUUCGGUCUGCAUCCGAGCCUCAUUUAUUUUUUAUUUUUUUGAGGAUUGAAUCAGCCCAUCCUGUGUGUUGUCCGUUCUGCGGCCCCAGAAAAGAAAAGUAGAGCAGGUCAGUGUUGUCUGUCAAAAAUAGGACUUUUCUCCAGAUGUGGAAGAAAAAAAAAGGCGGCAUGCUCACAGCCAGGAUCUAUAUUUUGCAAAACUCUUAUGGCCCUGCUCAUGAGGCCUUAGUCUUAGAAUAUCAUGAGUAAAGAAGAAAGCUAAGGAAGGACACAUCUAUAUUUUUCUAUAGUCUCCUUUUUUGGAGACUUCAAUGUACAUGGGUCUUUAAAAAGAUUUGUUAAAAAAUAAUACAAAAUAAUUGCAACAAUAUUGACAAAACUGAGUGGAUGAAAACAAUGAAAAAAUAAAACUUUUAUAUCGAUAUAAUUUCGCAUGUUUUAUGUGUGGGCACUCUUCAAGAAAGGGAGUCUGUCAACAUGAAACACUUAAAGCAAAGAUAAUGACUGGUAUGGCUUGCAGAGUGUAAUACAAUGGUACCUUUCUUUUUUCCGUGUGUUGCUGCAUUUCUGAUUGAAAUGCUUUUCAUCUAAUAUGUAAAUGAGCUGGUAAGUGCAAGGAGGAUGGACCCGAGUCACUUGAAGCACCCUAGCUCUACUGCUGUUCCCUUCAAGCCACUCCCUGUUAUAAAUGAUUGACAAGAUCACAAGUCUGAAGCCUGCACGCUGCAGUAUAAUCUUGAGCGGUACCGUUCCUUUCUCCCAGCUAGGAACAAAGUGCUGUUCUACAUGACUCAGGUGUGAGAUUACAGGGCAGGGCAAGAGGAGACUUCAGACCAGAGAAUGGAGUCGCUUGAAGAGAACAGCAUCUGAGAGCUAGGGUGCACCAAGAUGCUGGAGCCCACCCUCGGUGCACGUAACAGAUCAUUUACAGAUUUGUUCAAAAGUGUUAAGUGUUCAUUUUUUAUAAUACUCUGCAAGCCAUACCAGCCAUUAUCUUUUGGUUUAAUUGCAUAUCCAUUUGGUUGUGUUUGUGCCAUGUUUUUUGUUUUUAAAUGCCAGCUAUAUUGUCAGAGAAGGCUUCUUUAAUUCUUUGUGCCUAAACUUUUUUUUUUUUUAUAUGAAAAAUAGAGAAAAAUCGGUAAAAAAAAUUUGCAGGAAAACUGAGUCCAGCUACCAAACGUGUAUUAAUUUAAAGAGAAAAGAAUAUCUGCUGCAGUUUAUCACAAUUGUUCUGACUGUACGAGAGCAGCGUGUUUUGGAUAGAGGAUCAGGAGUGGCUGUACUACAAAUUCAUUCCGAAGCUGUAAUGUUUUGCAGUCUCCCUUUUUUUUUUUUUUUUUUUUAUUUUUAUUUAUUUUUAUU
Molecule: messenger RNA, 6941 nt
Organism: Bufo gargarizans (Asiatic toad)
Lineage: Eukaryota; Metazoa; Chordata; Amphibia; Anura; Bufonidae
Gene: ZBTB16
Product: zinc finger and BTB domain containing 16
Exons: 7
Coding region: 318-2300 (660 amino acids)
Biological process (GO): negative regulation of transcription by RNA polymerase II; regulation of cytokine production; regulation of immune system process
Molecular function (GO): protein binding
Source: RefSeq, a predicted model, not a curated record